GCGGCUAUUUCAGUGAAGAAACUCUCAAGUGCCAACACCUCCGACAACAUGACCUCUCACCAUUAACACUUCAUCCGAGGAUUAACAUUGUCCGCGAGUGUAUCUAUUGUCAUAUAAUCCAAAGCUGGCCAAAGUGAAAAUGAAUUUCAAGUGCUUUCUGGUGUUUCUGGCAAUUGCCAUCUCUUGUGUCGUGGCUGAGAAGAAGACUGACGACUACGUACUCUCCACACAAAAUGACUGUUACACAUCCAAGAAGUUCUUUACCUGCCUCAAGUACAGAACUGUACGAUAUAUAUGGGCAAUUGCCACCGGAAGGAUGAAUCUCUUUGAUCCUGAUACAAAUCUCGAGGCUGGCAAUAGUCUAAGGCUAGUUCAGCUGUCGGUACCAGAGAAAGAGGAACUCUUCUCUGAACCCAGGCAACUGGCAGAUGACACCGAGUGGUUGAAAGCUGUGAAGUUUUUUAAGAGAUCCGUCAACACAUUUCUCAGUUUCCACGGAAUUGGACUUGGAAUUGACAAUGAAAAGGGUGCUCGUUUGAUUGCCAGUGAGGAAGGGGAUGCCUCAACUUCAGAAGGACGUCGAAUCAGAAGGAAGAAACUCAAUUUGAUAUUCCCUCUGGCGAUUCUUCUGAAAUUGGCACAUCUCAAAGUUCUACUCAUACCCAUUCUCUUGGGUAUUGGGUUAAUUCAAGUCCUGUUGAUUGCGGGUGGUGCUCUCCUCUUCCAUUUCCUGCGGAACAACACACUCUGCAAAGUACAGCCUCAUCUAAUUCACUCGCACAGCCACGUGACGGAAUCAGGGCCAGAGGUCAGCUACAAUUCUUACCAAGGCUACAAUCCCUACGGACCUCCAUAUGGAGGCCAUAUAGGUUACAACAAGGAUUGGGCCACGAAUCGUGCCUACAAUGCCUACAAUAUUGUGCCAGACGUGGAGAAGCAAUAAAUUUUCAGGUGGUGCCAGCCUGAAAGCCUCUCCUUCGACAUCCAUUAGUUUAAGUAUAAACACGCGAGAAGUCUCGUUUUUAUUGCACCCUUUUGCUUUCUCUAUUUAUUUUUUAUGUCCAUUUUUUGUGCAAUUACGAAACAUUAAUUAAAUUAUAAUCAUUUAUUGUCACGGCUUAAACAACUACCUAUAAAGCAAUUUUCCUAUCACCCUUUUUCUCCUCCUACACUAAUUUAACCCUCACACGCCAUCAUUAUCCCCAACAAUAUAAUUUUCUGUAUAUUGCCAAGCACACACACAUUCGCUAAGACAGAGAAAAGAAUCAACAAUGAAAUAAAAUAAGCUUAUGAAAAAGUCGUGAGAUA
Molecule: messenger RNA, 1308 nt
Organism: Phlebotomus papatasi
Lineage: Eukaryota; Metazoa; Arthropoda; Insecta; Diptera; Psychodidae
Exons: 4
Coding region: 140-943 (267 amino acids)
Source: RefSeq, a predicted model, not a curated record